Messenger RNA from Tarenaya hassleriana, 1440 nucleotides. RefSeq names its product 60S ribosomal protein L3-2. The transcript is spliced from 6 exons. Gene Ontology annotation, biological process: ribosomal large subunit assembly; translation. Gene Ontology annotation, molecular function: RNA binding; structural constituent of ribosome. Lineage: Eukaryota; Viridiplantae; Streptophyta; Magnoliopsida; Brassicales; Cleomaceae. Gene Ontology annotation, cellular component: ribosome; cytosolic large ribosomal subunit. The record is from RefSeq and is a predicted model, not a curated record. Bases 103 to 1272 code for a protein of 389 amino acids.
CUUCGAACUAGGGUUUCUUAGCGGCACAAACCUACGGCUCCGUUGUUCUAUCUCCUUCUCUUCCUCUGCUUUUAGCGUAAGGGUUCUUUUUUUUUUGGAAGUAUGUCUCACAGGAAGUUUGAGCAUCCAAGACAUGGUUCUUUGGGUUUCCUUCCAAGGAAACGAGCGUCUAGACACCGUGGGAAAGUGAAGGCCUUCCCCAAGGAUGAUCCUACAAAGCCAUGCAGAUUCACUGCUUUCCUAGGAUACAAAGCCGGGAUGACUCAUAUCGUGAGAGAAGUUGAAAAACCUGGAUCAAAGCUCCACAAGAAGGAAACAUGUGAAGCUGUCACUGUGGUUGAGACACCACCGAUGGUAGUGGUUGGUGUUGUGGGCUAUGUGAAAACGCCCCGUGGACUCCGCACACUAGGCACCGUGUGGGCUCAGCAUUUGAGCGAAGAGUUGAGGAGGAGGUUUUACAAGAACUGGUGCAAGUCGAAGAAGAAGGCUUUCACCAAGUACUCAAAGAAGUACGAAACUGAUGAGGGUAAGAAAGACAUCCAGGCUCAAUUGGAGAAGUUGAAGAAAUACUGCACCGUUAUCCGGGUUCUUGCUCACACCCAGAUCCGGAAAAUGAAAGGGCUGAAACAGAAGAAGGCUCACUUGAUGGAGAUUCAGAUCAAUGGUGGCGAUGUAGCCAAGAAGGUGGACUAUGCCUACAGUUUCUUUGAGAAGCAGAUUCCAGUUGAUGCAGUCUUCCAGAAGGAUGAGAUGAUUGACAUAAUCGGUGUGACGAAAGGUAAAGGUUAUGAAGGUGUUGUCACGAGGUGGGGUGUGACCCGUCUUCCGAGGAAGACCCACCGUGGUCUUCGCAAGGUGGCAUGUAUCGGAGCUUGGCAUCCAGCUAGGGUUUCUUUCACCGUCGCCAGGGCCGGGCAAAACGGAUACCACCAUCGGACGGAGAUGAACAAGAAAGUUUACCGGAUGGGGAAAUCUGGACAAGAGUCUCACUUGGCCAUGACUGAAUUCGACAGGACCGAGAAAGACAUUACGCCGAUGGGAGGGUUUCCUCACUAUGGGGUGGUGAAGGAAGACUAUUUGCUGAUCAAGGGAGGUUGCGUGGGGCCCAAGAAACGAGUGGUGACUCUGAGACAGUCGUUGAUUCAGCAGACGUCGAGGGUUGCAUUGGAGGAGAUCAAGCUCAAGUUCAUAGACACAUCUUCCAAGUUUGGGCAUGGUCGGUUCCAGACCACCCAGGAGAAGUCCAAGUUCUUUGGUAGGGUUCAAGCUUGAUUCCGAUUCGCAAAAAAUGGACCAUUCUUCUUCUGUUCUGCGAUUUGUUAUUGAAAGAUUAUGGGGUUUCUUUUUUGAAUUGUUCAUCAUAACCCGAGUGUGAUGGUGUUUUAGUUAUAUUUUGGUUUUAAAAUGUGAUGCUUUUGGUGCUAUAAUGCAUUUUCUAUC